ACAAAUCACUCGCAACAUUGAAACCUUCAGGUUGUCAAUGGCCAUCAAUAUGUAUAGAACUGUCAUAUUAUUAUUGAUGAUACAUCUUGUUCAAUCUAGAGAUGAAACUGUGAUUAAUUUCGUAAGAGAUUUUAUCGUGUACGAGCAAAAACCAACAGAUUUAGUUCUCAGCGGAUUAUGUUGGGAGAAACAUAACCAAAUUAAAUUGGUGAAUACAGUAUCAAAGAUAGGCGUUAGAUCAUCAAGUUUUUCAAAGUUCAAAUGCAAAUUUCAAUUUCAUUUUGUGUUACUUCUUAUAGACUUAAGCUGCCCUGGUACUGAACACGUUUUAUUAAAUGCAACUGAUGAAAAACUUUUUGCGUCCCCAUUCCGUUGGUUAGUUCUCUCUAACGAAAACUCUGGUAGGUCAAGAGAGAUCUUGUACAGCAGACCACUGUUACCAGACAGCGAGCUAGUAUUAGCUGAACAGACUGCUGAAGGAUUUAAAUUGAUUGAAUUACACAGACCCUCUAUCAAUAUCUCGAUGAUAUCAACACCGAGAGGCUUCUAUAACGGGUCUUUGGUCGACACCAGACCUUACAAGAAUUUGUUUCGAAGAAGAAGGGACCUAAAAGGUCAUUAUCUUACGAUAUCAAAUGUGAUACAAGAUAGUAACACAACAAAAUAUCAUCUUGUUCAAGAGGACAGACAAGAACUCCAAUACGAUGCAGUAGCAAAAAUUUGCUGGAUAUCUGCUCUACAUGCUUUUGAGAUGUUGAACGCAACUCCAAGAUACAUCUUCAGCUACAGAUUUGGAUAUAAAGUCAACGGCCAGUGGUCCGGCAUGAUACACGAUAUACAGCUGAAUAAAGCGGAUUUGGGUACCAACUGCGUGGUGUUCAUCGAUCGCAUGGAAGUGGUUGCAUAUACUGACACAGUGGCGCCCAUGCGUAUGCGCUUCGUGUUCCGACAGCCCCCUCUCUCUUAUGUCUCCAAUAUAUUCUCCCUCCCUUUCUCGAGGAAUGUUUGGAUUGCUAUAGCCGUGUGCUCCGUGGCUUGUACUGCAACGUUCUAUCUCACCAGCAAAUGGGAACUCAAGUUUGAAACGAACCCAACACAGUUGGAUGGCAGUAUUGGUGACGCGCUGCUGUUAACAAUGAGUGCUGUCACUCAACAAGGCUGUUACAUUGAACCAAGAAGGAUGCCAGGUCGAGUAAUGGAAUGGGUAUUCUUUGCGGGAUUAAUGGCACUCUACGCAGCGUAUUCAGCCAACAUCGUUGUCCUGCUGCAAGCACCUUCCAACUCCAUCAAAACAUUGGCCCAGCUCGCUACUUCCAAAAUCGAUUUGGCAGCUAACGAUUUAGACUACAAUCGAUUCGUGCUAAGUCCUGCACAAACUCUCACAGAUCCAAUACACCAAAGUAUCCAUGACAGAAUCGACGAUGGAAAUGGAAAAGGCAAAUACUACCACAUUUACGAAGGAGUUGAGAGAAUAAGAAAGGGUCUGUUCGCUUUCCACUCUAUAGUGGAACCAGUUUAUCAUCGCGUUGAGAAAACAUUCCUGGAAUCGGAGAAGUGCGAUCUAACUGAAGUGGACUUCAUCAACAGUUUUGACGCCGCCACUCCUGUGAAGAAAGACUCACCGUACAUAGAACUGCUUCGAGUCGUAUACAAGCAACUCCGUGAGGUCGGUAUUUUGUCAGUGCUUAACAAACGCCUCCAAACACCGAAGCCACACUGCUCAAACAAGCUGGCAGCAUUCAGUAGCGUGGGUUUGAUGGACUUGAUACCUGUUUUGCUGCUCAUGAUGUAUGGCAUCCUAUUCUCGAUCCUCAUCAUGCUCUUAGAGAUGGCACAUUACAGACUAAAUAACUAUUAUCAAGUGAAAAGAAAGCUGAACUGGUGGUAGUAACAGGCCUAAGCGAAAAGGCAUAAACUUUAGGCAUCUAUGAUGCGUUAGACCGCAAAUCAAACAUUGGCAUAUUUAAGAUAGAAAUUUUCAAGCCUGACACUUUAAAAAUGGCACAAAUACAUACUCUUAGACAUAUUUUAUGUGCAUAGCUAAAACUCUGCUCGGAUCCUGGGUGAGCACCAGAGAAUUCUGAUAUAAGAACGAAAUUAAAUAUGCUUAUCAUAAGCAUCAUCAGAAUUUUUUAUGGUAUUGUCGCUGCAUUAAAUUAUACUGAAAUUUUUUCAAAAGAGAUUGGAUCAGGUAACUUCGAUAAUGUAGUGCUGGAAAUGCCUUACGCUGAUAAUUGUUUGAGUAAGGUCUUCCUUUAAUGCGAAGAGUUACUUUCUAAGCCACUUUCGUUGUGUACAGAUACGAAGAUCUCUGAUAUGACUUACACAAAUACACUUACGCGAACAUGAAUUUGUAAAUUAAAAAAGUUAGAUUUAUACUUUAAUGAUGCAAUUUUAGUUAGUGAACAAUUUCAGUCUUGGAGGUUUGUAUGUACUAAUUCAUAGCAAACACUGACAGCAUCAUAUUACAUUAGUCGAUUAUGUUCUAUACUAUGGUUCUAUACUUGCACUUGUAAAAUAGCCA
Molecule: messenger RNA, 2524 nt
Organism: Galleria mellonella (greater wax moth)
Lineage: Eukaryota; Metazoa; Arthropoda; Insecta; Lepidoptera; Pyralidae
Product: probable glutamate receptor
Exons: 12
Coding region: 38-1888 (616 amino acids)
Cellular component (GO): membrane
Molecular function (GO): ligand-gated monoatomic ion channel activity
Source: RefSeq, a predicted model, not a curated record